CUCUUUCACACCAGUCUUCCUCUGCAUCGCUUCCAAACAUCUUCCUCUCUCUCUCUCUCUCUCCCUCUGUGAGAAUGGCUUCCCCUGCCAACAUCAGACUUCUUUGGUUUGAGGUAGCUUUCCUUCUGAUAGCUAAGUUAUGCAUCUGUGGAGUUUCAGCCGAUGGCCUGGAGGAUCCGGUCCAGAUAGUUGCCAGGGCAUUGGCCUGCUUCGAUGAUCGUGUGGUUUAUAGCCGGUGCGACUAUCAGUACCGGUUAUCGGUAAGCGGCAACCUCAACAUACCGGAAGCCCAGACCGACGCCUACUGCAGCGGACCUUGCCUUGAGGAAACCGAUCUGGUGCUCCAUUGUGUGGACCAGAUCAUGGACAACUUUCUGUUCUACAACAGAGCCACCAUUCGAGACAUAAGGGACACCGUUCAUGAUGGGUGCGGCCACUCAAGGUGGAGAGGAAACUUCAAUGUGUUUGACCACAUGAGAGAAGAUGAAAGCAAAGGAACCAGAAGUAUGCAACAAAGGGGUUCUCUGCUGCUCACAUUGCUUGGUCUCUCUUUGACAGUACCACUGCUGCUCAGUUGCGGCUAAGCAAACAAGGGCGGUGAAUCUCAACCCACCCAGGGUUUCCUUUAUAUAUA
Nymphaea colorata (pocket water lily) is the source of this 634-nucleotide messenger RNA. RefSeq lists its product as uncharacterized. Bases 75 to 584 code for a protein of 169 amino acids. The transcript is spliced from 4 exons. Lineage: Eukaryota; Viridiplantae; Streptophyta; Magnoliopsida; Nymphaeales; Nymphaeaceae. The record is from RefSeq and is a predicted model, not a curated record.